AUGUUUUCAAAUAAUUUCCUUCAAGAAACACCAUUUUCAGUUGAUAGUAUUAACGUUCCUCGUCUUUGUACUACUACUACGACUACUCGAUCAUUGUUGUCAACUUUAUCGAAUAACAAGAACAACAAAAAUAUCCUCUCCCUCUUCUCUUCCUACUACCCAUCAUCUCCAUCUUCAUCUUCAUCUUCUCCACUACCAUCAUCAUCAUCAUCAUCAUCAUCAUUGAGCUAUAGUACUGUUGGACAAUCGUACAACAUACUUACAACUAUGACAUUGACGAGAAUGUUUGGAGGCAAAAAUCAUUCCUCUUCGUCUUCACGUUCACUUGAUGAUGUUCCAAUCAACCCAAAAACUCAAAGAGAGUUGGUCAUGUUUUUAAUGCAGAGAAGAAGAAUGUUGGCAAAAAAUAGAAUAGCAGAUGUAAUGAUUCAAGUUGAUAGAAUACAUUUUUUACCAAAAUCAUGUAGUGAUAUUUAUUAUGACAGUCCACAACCAAUUGGUAACCAAGCAACUAUAUCUGCACCACACAUGCAUGCUAUCAUGUUGGAUCUAUUGGACGACUAUUUGGUCGAAGGUGCAAAUGCUUUGGACAUUGGGUCGGGCUCUGGAUACAUUUCGGCGUGUAUGUCGAGACUAGUUGGAAAACGAGGUCACGUGGUCGGUGUAGACCACAUACAAGAACUGACAGAUCAAUCACUGGCCAAUCUCAAAUCGUUUGACAGUGGAAUCUUUCAAAACCUAGAGAUUCAUUGUGCCGACGGAUACAAGGGUUGGAAAGAAGGUGCUCCAUACGAUGCCAUCCAUGUUGGUGCUGCCUCUGAAGAGAUACCAACCGAACUACUCGACCAACUCAAACCAGGUGGUAGAAUGGUCAUUCCAGUAGGUCCAAACGAAUCGUUCCACCAGCUAUUGGUCAUCGACAAACAAGACGAUGGUAAAAUAAAGGUUAAGUCUUGUGGUGAUGUUCGAUUCGUGCCACUGACCACCAAAGAGAGACAACUCAAUCCCAACAGUCCCCCAUCACUCACCAAGAUACAUCUAGUCGACGAUGCACAAGGAGGAGCAGCCCAAAAGAUCAUCGUCCGUGCCCACAUGGUCCCCGCACCAGAUUCACCUCAUUUCAAACAAUACGAAGAACAACUAAACAAAAGACAACAAAUAUUACAACAACAAAAGGAAAAGUUUCCCAUUGAACGUUCUGAUAAAAAGAAAUAA
This is a messenger RNA of Cavenderia fasciculata, 1215 nucleotides long. RefSeq lists its product as uncharacterized. The record is from RefSeq and is a predicted model, not a curated record. Gene Ontology annotation, cellular component: cytoplasm. NCBI's taxonomy places the organism in Eukaryota, Evosea, Eumycetozoa, Acytosteliales, Cavenderiaceae. Gene Ontology annotation, molecular function: protein-L-isoaspartate (D-aspartate) O-methyltransferase activity. Bases 1 to 1215 code for a protein of 404 amino acids. Gene Ontology annotation, biological process: protein modification process. The transcript has 4 exons.